Leptomonas pyrrhocoris is the source of this 3188-nucleotide messenger RNA. Its product is annotated as putative calpain-like cysteine peptidase putativecysteine peptidase Clan CA family C2. Bases 228 to 3188 code for a protein of 986 amino acids. NCBI's taxonomy places the organism in Eukaryota, Euglenozoa, Kinetoplastea, Trypanosomatida, Trypanosomatidae. Gene Ontology annotation, molecular function: calcium-dependent cysteine-type endopeptidase activity. The transcript has a single exon. Gene Ontology annotation, biological process: proteolysis. The record is from RefSeq and is a predicted model, not a curated record.
AGGUGCGAUUGAACCUGCCGAGCAGUGCUGCUGCGCAUUCUGCUUUCGUUUUCUUGCACAUCUUCUUUUCUCUGUUUUCACCGUAAAACUCUUUCAGCCCCUGCUGUGCAGCUUCCGUCCCCCACGAAGGGUUAGUGCACCGUCUACCACGCCACUGUCGACUUAUCUCUUUUCCUUUUCUUCAACUCCCUACCAUCUCUGUCUCUCUGUACGUUUAGAUUAUCACGAUGGACUGCAGUACGUUGCCGCCCACUGCGCGGGAGGACAACAUCACGGAUGACAUGCUCGACCUCUACGCUGAGGACGCCCUCGUCUCCGCGAUGCACUCCACCAACUACGGUGCCGGAUCGCCGAACACGGGUGCGUUGCGGCUCCGGCAGUUCAGCACCGUCGACUCUGCCUCCUGCUCGCUCCGCCCCAACGGCCAUCUCGGGCCCCUCGCGCUGGGCACGGUGCGUCCAGCGGAGGCAGCAGCGGUGGGGCCCCAAAGCAGCAGCUCGCUGAUGGGGCUCGAGAGCAUGGAGAACAUCGUCUUUCAGCGCCAGAGCCGCCGCACCAACGUGCAGCAGCGUCCGUCGCUGGACGACAACGCCUCCGUUUCGAACAUCACCAGCGACGACAGCGGCGACUUUGGCUUUCUCACGAGCGACGCGCGAGACGCAGACGCGUACGAUGCGAUUCGGGACUACCUGGUCUACUGCAAGCAGCAGGAGAAGGAUCUGGAGGAACUAGAGGAGGAGUGUGCGCAGCUGGAGGCGGAGCAGCAGCUUCUCUACGGAGCGGCGGUGGCGGUGAAGAUGACGAAGCGGGGCUCUCUCGCUGCGUCCAGCGCAUCACCUUUGUGCGCCGACGGUGCGGUGUCCGCAGGCGCUUCUCCGAGAGUAGAGGGGGACAUCGGGUGCACCGCGCAGAGCGUGGCCGAGGAGUUUGCUGAAGAGGACAUCGAUCCAUUGAAUCCAUGCCCUUACGUGGACGCCUGCACCGGCGGGAAGACACGAGCCCUCUACCGCUACGGACCGCCCAGCUUCCAGGGCGACUACAAACCUGUCUUUAAGAACGGCUUCCUGUACCGCUGCGCGACUCGGGAAGGCCUGUGGGUCUUCUACAACGACUCUCAGAAGUACCAGAUGCACGUGCGGUACAUCUUCGGCGCCACCUCGACCCUCGCGGCGGGGCCACACGCGUCCCUCAAGCAGCUGCGGCCCGGCGAAGUUGAGCUGGCGGUGACCGUGUGGCCACAAGAGACGGAGGUGCUGCUGCAGGGCGAGGUGAACGGCUUCAAGAACCUCUCUGUCGCCACACCGGUCGACGCGAGCUACGUCAACACGCACACCGCCGCCUCGACGGCAACGGCCCGUGCGCUGCUGAGUCGGUACGCCCGCCAGUCUGGCAAAUCCAGCGUGACGAUGCUCACCUCGGAGGAUGUGCUGGACUGCUGCUUCAAGGGAAACAAAAACGGCCCAACGAAGGGCAGCAGCGGCGGCGCGUCUGCUGGUGCGUCGGUCUGCCACUACGUGGAUCCGGCCUUUCCACCCUGCAGCGCCUCCAUCUACCGCCACGACGUCGACGAUAUUUUUCUGUGGGAUAUGCCGUGGCGGAGGCCGGCAGACUACCUGCCGAAAAAGCAGAUAGCGGAGGCGUGUCUGUUUGCUGGCGCCGCACUGCCGACGGACCCGUCCUCCGGCGACGGCGGCGACGCGUAUCUCAGCAGUGCCGCCUCGCUCCUCGCUGAGCACCCCGACAGCAUCUACAAGCUGUUUCGCCACCCGACCUCUGCCGACGCAGGAAGAAAGGCGCGUACGGUGGGCGCCUACCACGUCACCUUGGGCCACGGUGGCUGGUGGACAAGCACGGUUGUGGACGACUACCUCCCUGCGUCGCUGCGAGGGCCGGACAUGGGCCGCUGCGCGCACGACCUGCGGAAGCUGUGGUACCCGCUGCUGGAGAAGGCAUACGCGAAGUUGCACGGCUCCUACGCCGCCAUUCAGUGCGGCGACCCGCUCGAGGCGCUGCAGGACUUCACCGGCUUCCCCACCUUCCGCUUCGAUGAGGAGUGGGCGGAGGUGGCGGAGAAGGUAAAGAGUAGUCUCUCGUGCUUCCCGAACACGGCGGAGACGGAGCGGCUGUUUGACAUGCUCGAGGCGAAGGUCAACGCGUGCGGGUACCUUGUCUGCCUGAGUCUGCCCGACGAGGGCCCCACCGAGGCAAAGCAGAUGCAGAUGGGAAUGGUGUAUGGGUCCUCCUACGCGGUGCUGCGUGUGGUGCGGUACGAGGACUACCGGCUCGUGCAGGUGCGGUGCCCCACCAUGCGGCUCGACGGCGAUGGGCUGUGGAGUGCGGAGAGCGUGCGGUGGCGACAGGAACCAGAACUGGCGAAGUUGUGUGGGAUGCGCACCGCGGCUGGCGGAUCCUCCGAUUUUGGCGUAGUGGGCGACGACGGCGGCGGUGACAGCACGGUGUUUGAUGAGGGCAACGAUGUGACCCCCGGCGGGCUAUGGCUCGACUGGUCGGAGGCUCUGCUUAUGUUUGAGGGCGGUGGGGUGUGCUGCUCGCACUGGGACUGGACGGAGGACUGCCGCGUGCGCGGCGCUUUCCACAACGGUAUCCCUUCGCUCGCCUUGGAGGUGCGCGUGGAGGCGGCAGACGGAGAAGAGGGGGAGGCUGCGGGCCCUGUAGAGGCCUACUGCGUGCUCUCGCAGGAAGAUGACCGCGGAUUGCCACCGGACCACCCCAACCGCGCCUUGCAGCCGUUGAUGUUGUGCGUCAGCAGCGUUAUCAGCUCGCAAGAUGCGUUGGAGCCCCCCGGUAGGACGGCAUCCACACAAUGUAUUUGCUUGGCCUGCUCCACCGACCCGGACAGCCCUACCGAGCAGCUGAGUUACAUCCUGGGAAGGGACACGGCGCUGCGCACGGCGUUCGAGCCCAGCGCGCAUCCCUACUACAUCAUCCCCCGCUCCCUGGGCGAAACGUCGAACAAACUCUUCACAGUGGGCAUCAUCUCCUCGACGCCGGUGACGAAGAACGGCCGGCUGCGUGUGCGGGCCGUGCAGCUGCCGUCAGACUCUCCUGUCUUUGAAAACCAGUGGGAGUUCUCCACGGCGCAGGUGACGGGCGUGGCGGCGGCGGCGUUCCAACUUCGCGGUGCGGAUGGGCGGGUGCGCGUGGGAUGCGGCAGCAGCAUUGGCUAG